GGGAAUGCCAGUCUCAUUAUAGAGGGUACAGACAAGCGCUUGGGCCUGAUUUCACCCCGCGACCGAGAACUGGAACAAUUUAAUUUUCUCGACCCAAAACGGUCUCAUUCUCAACUUCAGUGGAGCCGUUGCUCGCCAAAUCAGGAUGGACAGCUUGGAGAAGCAACUUAUUUGUCCCAUUUGUCUGGAGAUGUUCACGAAACCGGUUGUGAUUCUUCCCUGUCAACACAAUCUUUGCCGGAAAUGUGCUAAUGACAUUUUCCAGUCUUCAAAUCCAUACCUUCCCAUCAGAGGAGGCUCAGUGACGUCAGGGGGCCGUUUCAGGUGUCCAUCCUGCAGACAUGAAGUUGUGCUGGACCGCCAUGGGGUUUAUGGCCUGCAGAGAAACCUGUUGGUGGAAAACAUCAUUGACAUGUACAAACAGGAGUACAUCAGCAGCAGACCUUCUCCUGAGAGGAAGGUUGACCAGCCGAUGUGUGAGGUUCAUGAGGAUGAGAAAAUCAACAUAUACUGUCUGACCUGCGGCGUCCCCUCUUGUUCUAUGUGUAAAGUGUUCGGCGCCCAUAAGGACUGUGAAGUGGCCCCUCUUGACAGUAUUUACCAGACGCAAAAGACAGAGCUCUCGGAUGGAAUAGCAAUGAUGGUGGGCAAUAAUGACAGAAUCCAAGGCAUCAUCAGUCAACUGGAGGAGACCUGCAGAACCAUAGAGGAAAAUGGCCGACGACAGAAAUCCAAGGUGUGUGAAAAGUUUGACCAUUUGUACUCAAUUCUUGAGGAAAGGAAGAGAGAGAUGAACCUGAAAGUGAACUCCGAACAGGAAGAAAAGUUGAACUACAUACGUGGCCUCACAAAGAAGUAUGGAGAUUAUCUGGAGUUCAUGACUAAAAUCAUGGAGACAGGAAUACAGACACUGGAAGAACCUGAGAUGGCUGUUUUCUUACAGACUGCUAAACCCCUCCUGCAAAAAAUUGCAAAGGCAUCGAAUACCUCACACCUGGAGAGAGUGGAGCGCGGCUAUGAGAGCAUGGAUCAUUACUCUGUACACUUCAAGAGAGAGGGCAGGGCCCUGCGCAAUAUCGACUUCAUCAGAGACCGAUAACCUUUUCGAGCUUGAGCACAGCGCUUCACGAGCAGUCGGAGGAGAAUCUAUUAGCCACGGGACCCACCGAUGGAAAUCUGCCGUCUGAGUCUCGGGGGGAACACGGCAGUCAAAAGUACAUAGCCUGGGUCUGAGAGGAAAAUGAGACAGGGUCUUCAUGCUGAUGAGGAGGAAAACUCAUGAGAGGAAAUCCCAUCUCUUCUGGCCAGCUAUCCUGGACCACACCGUGCCUCUCUGAGGGUGAGAGGUGAUUCUUCAAAGCUCUCCAAGCUCUUCUGUUCAGUCCUGUCACCGAAAUAAUUACCUGCGCUGAAUGAAAGAAACCCACUGGCACUCCAUACAGAUGCACAUCAGCAGUCAAAGAAAGCUACAUGAUUGUGCAGAAUGGUGCUUGUGUUAUUCCCUUUAUUAUCCAUUAGUUGUGAUGAAAGAGGAUCAUUAGGAAACUGAAACAUAAUCCAAAUUUACAGGUUGUGUUGUUUAAUUGUCAAGGGGUUGUGACAGCAUUGCAUGAGAGCUUUGUGGGAAAUAUGAACAAAUAUUGCAUGAGAUGCUUCAAGAUUUUGUUAUGUAAAUUCCAGGUCUUGUUUUCUCCGUUAGGAUCUUAACUUUUUAUAUGAAUAAACAAGCACUUUAUCCACGUAAAAAAACACUAACUAAAACUGAAACAAUGGUGCCACCAAGUGGAUAACAACUGAAGUGUUCUUAAAUGUUUUCUGGACUGAAGUAAAUCCAUGUGGAGGAAAAGAAGCUUUAAAGUGCAUAGUAAACGUGCAUAGAGCUGCACAAUAUUUGAAAAUAGUCAUAAUGAGAUAUUUUAUCUUUCUGCGAUAAGUAUUGUGAUAUGAAUAUUGUUUCACCUGGUGGUUUGAAUAGCUCUAUUUGACAGCUGGGAAGUCUAAAUGUAUUCAGGUACAAAAAUGUAUAAUCACAAUGCACUAAAAUGCUUUUAUUAUUUUG
Danio aesculapii is the source of this 2059-nucleotide messenger RNA. RefSeq names its product tripartite motif containing 55b (gene trim55b). Lineage: Eukaryota; Metazoa; Chordata; Actinopteri; Cypriniformes; Danionidae. The record is from RefSeq and is a predicted model, not a curated record. The transcript has 8 exons. The coding region runs from base 146 to 1099 and encodes 317 amino acids. Gene Ontology annotation, molecular function: zinc ion binding.